GUGCCGGCGAUAAACGCGCGCAAACGUGCGCGUUUCGUUUACACACCGAAACAUUUCGCUGAAGCUCGGGACGCCGGAUUUUCAUUUGGACACGAAUGCUCAAGCAUGAACGCUUCGUUGUUGAACGUCAGUGGGCGAAUGCUUCAGUGGUGACGUCGGUGGCCGCAAGCUAUUAACGCUUAACGACUGAAGUUGAUAAGCGCGGGAUUUACGAUGAGCGAGUUAACGAGCGUUCCCGUCGUGGACGUUACGAAAGACAACAUCGCCGACAUAUGGCCUUCCUUAGUUCUCGCCGUGAAGACAUCGCUCUUUGUAGCUAUAGAUCUGGAACUUAGUGGCAUUGGAAAGAGAAAAGAUAUCAAUGCCAAGUCCGUGGAAGAUCGGUACAUUGCAAUGUCCCGCGUAGCUGACACGAGAGCCAUCAUAUCCAUGGGACUUUCGUGUUUUCGCCAAGAUGCCAGGUCGGCGGAAACUGGCCCACUUAGAUUCACCGUUCAGACAUUCAACAUACUUAUCCUCUGUCAAGAUAAUUACAUCGUGGAGCCCGCGUCGUUGCAGUUUCUCAUCAGUCAUGGCUUUGACUUCAACCGACAAUACUCCCUCGGCGUUUCCUACUACCGAGGCAAUGAUCGACCCAACCAUCCAGAGGACAACGCGCAUUCCCUCCGCAAGCUGUUCUCAAUGCUGGUCGUGCAUCAGAAGCCCAUUGUCCUCCACAAUGGUUUCAUGGACGCGGUGUUCCUGUACCAUAGCUUGUACCUGGCAUUACCUCCGUCUUUGCAGACAUUCUUAGCCGACCUGAACGACUUGUUCCCCGGUCGUGUGUACGACACAAAGUAUAUUGCAGAAGCCAAGGCUUCUCUGCCAGCGUCGUACCUGGAGUACGUCUUCCGCAAUAGGCAAAGAGAUAAUGCUUGCAAGGAGGCAAAGGGCCGACAGUUCGUCAGCAUCCAGUUUCUUCAGUACAACCAGGAAUACUCAAUUGAUCACGGGGAUUGUGCACUGAGGCAGGAGCCGGCGAAGAUGUCUGCAGACAUCUGCAAAAAUUUCGCUAGGUAUGGUUGGUGCGGCAAGGGCGACCAAUGCUGUGCCUCACACAACGUUGACGACAUCCUCGAUGCUCAAGCCUCCAAACGCCGCAGACGUAACCGAGUUAAAGGGUCGUCGCCCCGGGACCCCACCAAUGCUUCCGACUCUGAGCACUCGACCAUGGACCUGACUGCCAUGGAAGAGGACGAGGCAGACAUAGACUCUCCUGAAGAAGUCUCAAACAGAGAGCGCAAAUUCACAACAGGGCUACACAGGGCGGGCUUUGACGCAUUUAUGACUGGAUACGCCUUCGCGACGUUUGUGCUGUCAUACGCAAAGCAUCGUCCCUCAGGCAAUCUUGACGCAGAAGAGUUGGGCCUCAACGAGCUAGUCAACAGGCUGUGUCUCAGUGGGAAGACAGUACCCUUGCUCAUAAGAGAAUCGAACUUUACCAAGCACAGUGCUAAACAUGUCGAAAAGUUUAAGGCUCUCUUUGGUGAUAAGUAGUUACUUCUGUGUUGUUAAUUUGUUUUUGGUUUCCUUUUCUGUACAUAUCAUAAUCUUCACCAAAAGUGAAAUUGCUACCGAUGCAGCCAGGUAUGCCAAAACACUACCAGUAAUACAGAUUCUUUGCAUGGCUGUUUAUUGAAAUGAUCAACACUACAGGCACCUGUUCAUUGAUGUAUACACAAGGCUGGAUAUUGAUAGGGCUGUCAGUCCUUUGUUGAGCACGUUGCUCUUUUGAAAGCUUGCUGUUUGGUUACUCCUUUCGCAUGUAUCAUUGUUAAAAACACACUGGUGAAACAGAUGUGCAGCUUCCGUUAGUUUGCUAAACAGCACAUCGUCCGCAAUGCCACAUUUUAUAAGUAAAGCAGUCUGUGGUGCAGUUCUAAAUUUCCACCCCUUCAGCUGCUUCAUUGCAAUACAGACUGAUUAAUGCCAAGGCUAAAGGAAUGCCAUCCAUCACUAACAAACUUCAUCUGCAAAUUUGUUAAAUAUGUUCAAAGAAAUGCUUGGACCUAGAUACACAGCCAGAGGGAGUGUAAUGCAACUUGACAUUUUGGAGGAUCAAGCAAAGAGCACUUAGUUGGAAGCUAAGCAUCUUCCUUGAAGCUCCUAUAAAAGCAGCCUCGUAUGCUUUCCGUACUGUGUAAAACAAGUUCUGCGAGCACAGGUCCAUGAGAAAACGGCACACAUGCCAGGGUCAUGCUCCCAACAUAAACAUUCACACAAGCAGGUGAUUAUAGAGGGGAAUUAGGAGACUAAUUAAACAGCUUUCAAGAAACCUCAUCACCUUUGUUUGCAGAGAAUGGCAAGAUGGGGAACCACCUCUCUGAGAAGUAACAGAAGGCAUGGUUCAUCUGUCACUUACCACCAUUACCCCUUGUACAUAGGGAACUGAUGAAAGGACCCAAAUUGUGUUCAUCCAUUCACAUUGUUUUCGCUCAAGAGGAAACGUACUGCUGCACUUAAUCAUCCAAAACAAUAGCCACUCUGGUAGUAUUAGCAAGCAAUGUUUGAACUUGCAUGUACAUGCAAUAGUUCCUUAAUCACUAGGUGUUCCCUUUCAUGUUAGGCCGCCCUGCAUUUCAAGUGCCCGUCUGCCAUCCUGGCAGUACCACAAUGUUUGAAUGUAAAGACAGUAACAUGGAUCACAAGCAUGCAAGUAAUCAUUAGCGAAGGCACUUAGCUAAUACACCUACAUAGAUUCGCUUAAUUCAUGGCUUGCAAUUGAUUACAGCUGCUUUGGACUCGUAAUUUACGGCUUAGUACGUUGUUGCCACCUAUAGCCUACAAGUUCACAGCUUUACUUACUGGCAGAGAUACUGUGCCACUUUAUGCUAGUGAUGGCAGCUUAUGUGCUCAGACAGCAGGAAGGUGAAUCAUUGGUCUUGAUGCUUGUUAAACCCACUCGCUUCUACAGCCAGCCAGAUUCACCAGCUGCUCAAUUAAUGGCCGUUUCUGGCUAUUUUUCAUAGAUGGCAGCACAUUGCAGGCUAUGUUCUAGUAUGGGUAUCGCACACUAGAUGUGGCCACAUUUGUCUACUUUCAGCAGGAGUGGUUUGUAGAACAAUGGCAAGAUUCCUGCUCAUCAAACUCUGCUGUGUUGCAGACAGACUAACAGGCUUGAAAAACAAAAGCGUACAGGCUUCAGAGAGGGCUCACUUUUUUCAGUACAUACUGGUGAGAACUGUAAAGCAGAACGAUUCGAUGCUGUGCUUAGUUUUCGUGGGCCAAGUUCAAAAGCCCAAAGGGUGUUCAGAGUGCAAAAAAAACCCUAAAGUGAAUUCCACAUUCCUGCUGGUUUUAAACUUUUAUUACGCUCACUUUCUAGUUUUUUACUGCAUCUGACGCGGAAGCCUUUUCAGAACAUAAAUCAGACAUUCGGCAAGUGCAAUGCCUGUCGCAGAUUUUAGAGCAAUUUUCUUACGUGGAACACCAGGAACAGCCGAGUGCCAACUGGGCAGAAGCGAAGGGGUUAAACCUAGCUAGCAUCACGUUACACAGCUGAAGGUCUUGCUUAACACUGCAAAGAUUUCCACUUAGCUACGUGGCAUUUAUGUUUGGCAGUACAACUUUUAAGUAGUAUGUAUGUGUACAUUUUGAACGAUUUUGCACAAAAAUUACACAUGCUAUAGCUUGAAGGUAAUAGUGCUAAGGACAGGACAGUGACAAGAACAAAGACGGCGCUGUUUCGACAUGCAAUAAAAAUUGUUUGUUAGUCA
Dermacentor albipictus is the source of this 3755-nucleotide messenger RNA. Its product is annotated as target of EGR1 protein 1-like. Gene Ontology annotation, molecular function: snRNA binding; 3'-5'-RNA exonuclease activity; metal ion binding. Gene Ontology annotation, biological process: snRNA 3'-end processing. The record is from RefSeq and is a predicted model, not a curated record. Lineage: Eukaryota; Metazoa; Arthropoda; Arachnida; Ixodida; Ixodidae. Gene Ontology annotation, cellular component: Cajal body; cytoplasm.